Molecule: messenger RNA, 822 nt
Organism: Aspergillus clavatus NRRL 1
Lineage: Eukaryota; Fungi; Ascomycota; Eurotiomycetes; Eurotiales; Aspergillaceae
Exons: 2
Coding region: 1-822 (273 amino acids)
Source: RefSeq, a predicted model, not a curated record
AUGUUCAUUCAACGGGGAACAGGGUCGGUUUCUCGACCAGGCUGGCUGCUUCUGACAUUGCUGGUGGUCAUCCUCCCCUCGACCGUGGCCCAAUUCUGCACCUUCUGGGAUGGUGGCUGUGUCGAUCCUCUGGCCCAGACCGCCGUGACUUUCGACUUCCCUCCGCUUUUCCUCGAUGAUAUUACCCUCUAUUAUGGGUUCGACGCCAACCCUUCCGGCAAAGGACAGGAUCCCAUGAUCAAAGCGAGUUUCUGGCUACGAUAUGACGCCAAUCGUAUCGACAAUUCGGUCAUCCAUGUGAAUCGAACCUCGGAGAUCGCCUUUCGUGUCGGGAACUUGACGGGCACGCCGUCCGGGGGCAGCAAUGGCUGCGAAGGGGUAUGGGGCCAGCAAUGCACAGACAAUCUGAGGGACCUCCUGAAGGGGGCUUUCUACGAGCUGUCGAUGAAGGGAGAAUCUUACAGUUAUCCUCUUCAGGCGGUCCUCAAUAAAAUGCUCGCCCAUCCGCCUUUUCUUUCCAACUGCCCACCGCAAUUCUUCUCUGAUCUGCAGUCCUUGCCGGUGCAACCUUUUGCUCAGGAGACGGAACCCGACAAGACUGCGACGAUUCAAACCCCCGGAUUCAGCGGAAGUCCAUGGAAGACAUGGUUCAUCGAUAAUGUCACAUCCAGUCAACAGGCGGAACAAGUUGCGGUCGCGGUUAUCAGCCGAGCUCCCACCUUCAACGGCCAUCCGCUGCACAGCAAGGAUGAUGUCCAGAUUGAAUUUGUAUGCAUCCAGGCGCCCUCAUCAGGGGGGAGUUCGUCCACCAAAGACGGUUGA